AUAGGUCUGUGUGGCCCUGGGGAUCUGCUGGUACAUACAGGGCUGUGUGGAUCUCCAUAGGAUGGUCAAUAUAGCCGGGGUUAUAUGGCUGGGGGGGUGGGUAAGAAGCUAUAUGGAUUGCAGUAGAAUGGCCCACCUGGGGCUCUAUGACCUGGGGGCAGGGUUGUGCUGGUACAUACUGGGCUAUAUGAAUCUUGGUAGGAUGGUCUGUAUAGGGCUAUAUGUCCUGGGCAGGUGCUGGUCCUAACACGGCUGUAUGGAUGGCAAUAGAAUGGUUUGUAUGGGGCUAUAUGGCCUGGGAUGUGUGUGCACUGGUCCCUGCAGGCUGUAUGGAUGGCAGCAGAAUGGUCUCUAUGGGGCUGUAUAGUUGGGGAUCACAGUCUGUGGGUCCCUGCCUCCCUUCUCUCUGCUCGCCAGCCCCGCUUGUCACUCCCAGGAUGAGCCGGAAGCGGAGGGCAGCCGAGGCGGAGGGCGCGGGCCUGGCACUGGAGCUGCGCUGGGAGUGGCAGGACCCCGGUGGCACCUGGCAUCGCUUCGUGCCUGAGCAGAGCGAGGUGCUGACACAGGCGGCCAGGGCAGGGAAGCCCAGCGUGGCCGUGGGCUCCCGCGUGGACCUGCGGCGGAUGGUGCAGCGGGAUGGACAGACGAGGCAGGACAGAUGCGUGGCAGCCGCUGUCCAGGACCAGGACUCCUGGGGACGAAGAGGGGCAGUGGCUUCCCUACCCUGCCGAUACCUGCCUGGCGCUGGAGCGAGCACGGCGCGGCGACGGGGAGCCCAGCCUAGAGGUGACGUUCAGCCGGACCCGCUACACGUUGGACACAGCACAGAUGACCCAGACCAACGUCAGAACUGGGUACCAGCGCCGGAUGGAGCGGAGGGAGUCAGAUGCUGUGGAUGACGAUGGGGGAUCUGAGCCCAGCUCUGUCCCUGGCUCCUCGUCCCCCCAACGGCCCCCAGCGCCGAAGAGACUCCAGGAGGUGGGGGCCAGCCCCAACCCCAGAGCCGGGGGAGAGAGCACAGAGGUCGUCAAGACCCUGAUUGUGAAGGGGAAGGCGCCGGUGGAUCCCGAGUGCUUGGCUAAACUGGGGAAGGCCCACGUGUACUGCGAAGGGGACGACGUCUACGACGUGAUGCUCAACCAGACCAACCUCCAGUUCAACAACAACAAGUUCUACGUCCUACAGCUGCUGGAGGACGAUGGGCCACGGAGCUACAGCGUCUGGACGCGCUGGGGGCGCGUGGGGCGGCCGGGCCAGCACGCGCUGGUGUCCUGCGCUGGGGACCUCACCCAGGCCAAGCAGAUCUUCACUAAGAAGUUCCUUGACAAGACCAAAAACCACUGGGCCGAGCGGGGCAACUUCCAGAAAGUGCCUGGCAAGUACGACCUGCUGCACAUGGACAGCCGCCCCCCUGCCGCAGAGCCGAGCUGCACAGGGGCCCCCCAGCCCAAACCGGCCUCACGACUGGACCCCCGAGUGCAGGCGCUGCUGGGGCUGAUCUGCGACCUGCAGGCCAUGGAGGAGAUGGUGCUGGAGAUGAAGUAUGACACCAAGAAGGCCCCUCUCGGGAAGCUGACGGUGGAGCAGAUCCGGGCUGGGUUCCAGUCACUGCAGAAGGUGGAGGCGGUUCUGCGGGCCGGGGACACUGGACGGGCCCUGCUGGAAGCCUGCAACGAGUUCUACACCCGUGUGCCCCAUGACUUUGGGCUUCGGACACCCCCAUUGAUCCGGACGUGGCAGGAGCUUCAGGAGAAGGUGCAGCUGCUGGAGGCCCUGGGCGAGAUUCAGAUUGCCGUCAAGCUGGCGCGCUUGGAGCUGCACGGCCAGGAGCACCCGCUGGACCGGAGCUACCGCACGCUGGGCUGUGAGCUCUGCCCCCUGGAGCGGGACUCUGCCCACUUCCAGGUGCUGGAGCGGUACCUGCUCUCCACCCACGCGCCUACCCACCGUGACUACUCCAUGGAGCUGCUGGAGGCUUUCACCUUGCGCCGGGCCGGCGAGCCCCCCUUCCGCGCCAGCCUGCCCAACCGGACGUUGCUGUGGCACGGCUCCCGGCUGGGCAACUGGGUGGGGAUCCUGAGCCAGGGGCUGCGGGUGGCGCCCCCUGAGGCCCCCGUCACCGGCUACAUGUUUGGGAAGGGCAUCUACUUCGCAGACAUGUCGUCCAAGAGCGCCAACUACUGCUUCGCCUCGCGCCAGCGCGACGUGGGGCUGCUGCUGCUGUGCGAGGUGGCGCUGGGCGAGUGCCAGGAGCUGCUGGAGGCGAAUGCCGAGGCCGGGGAGCUGCCGCCCGGGAAGCACAGCACCAAGGGGCUGGGGAAGCUGGCGCCCGCCCCAGCCAAUACCAUCGUGCUGGAGGGGGCCGCAGUGCCGCUGGGCCCGGCCGUGGAGACGGGCGUGAGGAACCCCCACGGCUACACCCUCAACUACAACGAGUUCGUCGUCUACGAGCCGGGCCAGGUGCGGAUGCGCUACCUGCUCCAAGUGCGCUUCAGCUUCGCCCCCCUGUGGUGACACCCCCCCCCGCCCGGCUCCCAGGGAAACGUCCCUCCGGCUUCUUUCUACAGCAAUAAAUUGUACCAGCCCCGGCUGUGCCCUGCUGCA
This is a messenger RNA of Mauremys mutica (yellowpond turtle), 2604 nucleotides long. It is a transcript of the gene PARP2, whose product is annotated as poly(ADP-ribose) polymerase 2. Gene Ontology annotation, molecular function: zinc ion binding; NAD+ poly-ADP-ribosyltransferase activity. The coding region runs from base 637 to 2514 and encodes 625 amino acids. The record is from RefSeq and is a predicted model, not a curated record. The transcript is spliced from 18 exons. NCBI's taxonomy places the organism in Eukaryota, Metazoa, Chordata, Testudines, Geoemydidae.